Molecule: messenger RNA, 1562 nt
Organism: Galleria mellonella (greater wax moth)
Lineage: Eukaryota; Metazoa; Arthropoda; Insecta; Lepidoptera; Pyralidae
Product: CD63 antigen
Exons: 6
Coding region: 196-915 (239 amino acids)
Cellular component (GO): membrane
Source: RefSeq, a predicted model, not a curated record
UAUGUCCUGGCAACACUAUAUAUAUUUUUUUUAUUCUUAACUUUCGAUUCGUGCUAACAGAACGCGCGCUAGCUUUUAUCGAGUGAUUACUAAAUAAAUAAACAUUUGGAAGUAGAGAAACCUAUUGUUUGUGUACUUACGUUUAUUGGGUCGUAAUAUUUGUAUUUAGGUUAAAUACGAGAAAAAAUAUUAACAAUGGCUCUGGGCGGUGGAAUGUCUUGUGUAAAAUAUCUUCUUUUCCUUUUCAACCUUCUAUUUGCGAUCACUGGCUUGAUCAUUCUCAUAGUGGGCAUCAAGGCGGAAGUGAAUUCCUCACCGUACAUCGACCUGACAGAUGAGAACUUUUACACCUCGGCGCCUGUUGUGAUGAUAAUAGUGGGCAUCAUUGUCUUUGUGGUUGCCUUCUUCGGGUGCUGCGGUGCCGUCAAGGAGAAUCAUUGCAUGAUCAUCACGUUCUCGGUGUUCUUGCUGAUUAUCUUCCUGGCCGAGCUGGGAGUCGGCAUCGCGGGCUACGUGAAGCACAAGGACUUGGAGAACAGCAUCUUGCGCCACCUGAACGACACAAUCAAGGACUACCCGACAAAUCCCGACGUGCAGCGCACCUUCGAUAUCAUCCAGACCGACUUGAAAUGCUGCGGCAUCAAUGGACCGAAUGACUGGGAAAACAACAAGCUGCCGAUACCAAACACAUGCUGUGAUGGCCAAGUGAUAACUAACGGUACCCCGGCCGAAUGUAGCAUCAACUCUCCUACCCUGCACAAUAAAGGUUGCCUCGCUGAAGUUGUCUCGCAUUUGCAAGAAAUAGCUGCGGUCCUCGGCGGCGUUGGUAUAGGCAUAGCUAUUGUACAGCUUCUGGGCGUCAUAUUCGCUUGUUGCCUCGCCCGUUCGAUCCGCAGCCAGUACGAAACAGUAUAAUUUGGAACAAAUGCAACCAAUCUCAAUGUCUGUAGAAGUUAGUCUAUAAGAUAAAAUUAUAUUUUUGAAACAUGUGAUUUGUAAAACUUAUAAGUUCAAUCUAUGUGUAUAUGUAGCUUAUUGUUGCAAAUGGAGAUUUAUUUUUUAGUUCUUUUAUCUGAUUAUUUUAUGUGCGUUAUUUAAAAUAGAUCUCUCUAAACUUAUUUUUUAAUACCUCGAAUACAUUGAUCAAAUAUUUCCUACAUCACCAGCAAAAGCAGUGUGGAAAUUAAAAUUAGUGGAUAUAAUUAUUGGUGUGAACAAGCACAGUGCACGGUAUUUGACAUUUUUCACAUGAAAAACACGAGUGCUCAGUGUAAGACUGAUUUUCCAAAUAGAUUAUUUCCAAAUGCCAAAAUCAAUCUGUAUUAAUUUUGUGUUACCUACAUCUUUGUAUUAAUCGAACAAAAGUCCGUUUGAAUGGAUAUUUCAUUGUAGUAAUAUGUAAGUUAAAUAUUAUCGGUGUUACAACCGUUAUUUAUUACUAUUGUAUCUCUACAAAUAUAUUUCUUUUAUAUCUCUUUCAUAUUAUAAACUUAGAUCAGUGUUUUAUAGUGUUUCUAGAAAUGUAUACUACUAUUUAUAAUAAAAAUUCACAUUAUCUAGCA